UCCCCUCUGAUCAUCUAAUCGAAAAGAAGCCAACCAAGCCAGCAAAGCUCAAGCACCUCCCUCUCAAUCCCCUUCCGCUAGGAAAUCGCCUUUCAGCACGAUUAGUGUUGCACCCAGUUCUCUGCAACUACUCACAGAGAACCGUCAAAAUUUCCAUCCUUGAGGAUCUUGAGUUUGCGGAGGAAGAAAGCAUGGGUGCGGGAGCAAGCGCCGAGGACAAAAAGUCCAAGGAGUUGGAAAAACAACUCCAACAGGAUGCCGAUAAGGACGCUAAAACAGUCAAGCUAUUACUGCUUGGUGCUGGUGAAUCAGGGAAAAGCACCAUUGUAAAACAGAUGAAGAUUCUCCAUCAAGGUGGUUACACAAAAGAGGAACAACUGGAGUUCAGAGCGAUCGUCUAUGGCAACAUCCUGCAGUCUGCUCUGGCCAUCAUCAGAGGCAUGGAGAUGCUGGCCAUUGAUUUUGGCUCUCCCUCAGCACAGGAGGAUGCACAGAAGCUGCAGAACUUGUCAGACUCCAUUGAAGAAGGCACGAUGCCCACUGAGCUGGCUGAUGUCAUCAAGAAGCUGUGGAAAGACAGUGGUGUGCAGGCCGGCUUCGAUAGAGCUGCUGAGUACCAACUCAACGACUCUGCUGGCUACUACCUCAAUGAAAUGGACAGAAUCAGCAAGCCUGAUUACCUCCCCACCGAGCAGGAUGUGCUGCGAUCUCGAGUCAAAACAACUGGUAUCAUCGAAGAACAGUUCUCCUGCAAGGAGUUGCACUUCAGGAUGUUUGACGUGGGUGGCCAGAGGUCAGAGAGAAAGAAGUGGAUCCAUUGUUUCGAGGGUGUGACCUGCAUCAUCUUCUGCGGAGCUCUCAGCGCAUACGACAUGGUGCUGGUUGAGGAUGACGAGGUGAACCGCAUGCACGAGUCCCUCCAUCUAUUCAACAGUAUCUGCAACCACAGAUUCUUUGCACUGACCUCAAUCGUGCUUUUCCUCAACAAGAAGGAUCUGUUUGAGGAGAAGAUCAAGAAAGUCCACCUGAGCAUCUGCUUCCCAGACUAUGACGGCUCCAACACGUACGACGACGCCAGCAACUACAUCAAGUCGCAGUUUCUGGAGCUGAACAUGAAGAAGGGUGUGAAAGAAAUCUACUCCCACUUGACCUGUGCCACGGACACAAGGAACGUCGAGAUUGUGUUCAACGCUGUGACAGACAUCAUCAUAAAAGAAAACCUUAAAGAUUGCGGUCUCUUCUAAGCGGCUCCAGAGUGAAAAGAGAACUUCCUUUCCUACCUUAACCCCUCACAUAUUGGCAUUAACUGAGAGAGUACUGAUAGAGCUCAGAGCUUCCUCAGUUCGUUGUGUUCAUGCCAUCGAGUCCAUGCCAAGUCCUGGUCCCAGACUGCUCCUAGCACACCAACCAUCUCCAACAGUAGAUCCCUGCAACACAGCGCACGCCCUGCUGGGUUCAAACAACUCUAAAGUCACCAUGCUGCUGUUGUUGCCGAUGUUCAGCUCACAUAGACAAGAUUCUUCAGUUUUUCUAAAGCACAGAAUUGUCUGCUGGUUUGAAGGUUUGAAGAUGAUAUAGUUGCUCAAGCAAUCCUCGUUGCUUCUUUUUGACUGCUGUGUUGUAAGUUCUAUUUACUAUUAAAAACCAAGCUCUGUAAAUUAAAUAAAAAACAUAAUUCCUGGGGAAAAUUAUAUUUUGAAUAGCAACAUUGCAACCUUGUUUUUCGUUUUUGAGUACAGUAGUCUCUGUGGUCUUGAUAUUUAAGCUGUAAAAAGUUGCUGAGCAAAUAUCACAGAUAUUCCCAGUGCUUGCAGUAUAUCCAGAUUACAAACCAAAUUGUAAAUGUAUCUAAUCUAAAUAGUUUUAACUUAUUCAAAUCAC
Molecule: messenger RNA, 1881 nt
Organism: Labrus mixtus (cuckoo wrasse)
Lineage: Eukaryota; Metazoa; Chordata; Actinopteri; Labriformes; Labridae
Gene: gnat2
Product: guanine nucleotide binding protein (G protein), alpha transducing activity polypeptide 2
Exons: 9
Coding region: 192-1244 (350 amino acids)
Biological process (GO): adenylate cyclase-modulating G protein-coupled receptor signaling pathway; detection of chemical stimulus involved in sensory perception of bitter taste
Cellular component (GO): photoreceptor inner segment; photoreceptor outer segment; heterotrimeric G-protein complex
Molecular function (GO): G protein-coupled receptor binding; GTPase activity; G-protein beta/gamma-subunit complex binding
Source: RefSeq, a predicted model, not a curated record